AUUUUAGCUGGGGAAUCUUCGCUUGACGGAACGAGCAUAAAAGCUCUCUCUUGUAGCGCGCUUGUCGUCCUUCUGACAAUUCAUGCGCAGGAUGUCGCCGACGUCAAUGGCGACGAAAUCUGCUGAUUGUGGCGCCCAAGGAUCCCGCAUCUACAUGUUUUGUGUACUUUCGCUACUUUCCUUGCCUCGUUUUAAAGCCUGGAGCCUCUAUGCAGCAUUUUCUUUGUCUAUCGAUUCUUGGGUCGGACUUCGCUAUUUUCUCUUUCGCGACGAGAUUCGUGACCAGUCAAACUACCGCCUGUAUAACAUAUGGCUCGUGGACGCUCAUCUCUUGCCAGAGAAUGGGCGUUCCCUGUGUUGGGAUGGUAGUAUUGCCUUGUUGCGUCAGGACCAUGGACUCCGGUGGUCAUUGGGCGUCUGUAUCCAGUGAGUGGAAAGGAGCCACGUUGACUGCACAAACAACACGCACAAUCAUUCUGGACCUUGGUGUUUCCCACUAGUGUGUUAUCAUCCCUUACAGGCCCCUAAAACCUUCCUACUAGUUAUAGCUUAUUCACUUGUAAUGCGUUCCCAAAGUUCGAUAAACCUUCCUUACUCCUUACUUCUAGACAUACGCAAGAGCUCAUCACUCUAUUGCUCUAAUUCUGACUUGUUGCAUCGUAUGAUAAACCACUUGAUAAUAUUAAUCCACUGUCGUUUCGU
Messenger RNA from Suillus subaureus, 702 nucleotides. RefSeq lists its product as uncharacterized. The transcript is spliced from 2 exons. Lineage: Eukaryota; Fungi; Basidiomycota; Agaricomycetes; Boletales; Suillaceae. The record is from RefSeq and is a predicted model, not a curated record. The coding region runs from base 210 to 500 and encodes 96 amino acids.